AUGCUGCCACGGGAUAGGUUUCUUCUGCACACUGGCUUGGUGUUUAUUGUGUCUCUGUGUCACCUGGUUACAGCCAUUGAAGUUCCCCUUGAUCCAAGCCUUCAGAGAGAGUUGGCCCAGCCUCCAACCAUUACCAAGCAGAGUCCAAAGGAUUAUAUCGUAGACCCACGAGAUAACGUGGUUAUUUACUGCGAAGGGAAGGGGAACCCAACUCCAGCCUUCUCGUGGACUCGCAAUGGAAAGUUCUUCAAUGUCGCAAAAGAUUCCAGAGUGUCGAUGCGAUCGCGGUCAGGCACCCUCACAAUGGACUUCCGUUACAGCGGCCGGGCGGAGGACUAUGAGGGGGAAUACCAGUGCUCAGCCAGAAAUGACUAUGGAACUGCACUCUCCCACAAAAUAUUCCUUCGAGUCUCCAAGGCACCCCUGUGGCGUAAGGAGGUCUUAGAUCCUUUCCAGGUACAGGAAGGAGCACCCUUGAUUCUUCCAUGUCAACCUCCUGCUGGACUUCCCCCUCCUGUCAUCUUCUGGAUGGACAGCAUGAUGGAAUCGAUCCCUCAGAAUAAACGUGUGUCUCAGGGCCUGAACGGAGACCUCUACUUCUCCAACGUGGUGCGUAGUGAUGCACGCUUUGACUACAUCUGUAAUGCCCGGUUCCUCUUCACUCACACCAUUCAACAGAAAAACCCCAUCACCAUCAAGGUGAUAACCAUGGAUACCAGUUAUGAAUCUGUGUCAACUAUUCUGAAUGAAACUGAAUUGUCUGGUGCUCGGCCAAUCACAGAGCAGAUUCCAAAGUUCAUGUCACCGACAGGGACGUCCAGCAGCAGAAUUAUUCUCCGAGGGGAAGACCUGUUACUGGAGUGCAUCGCUUCAGGAAUACCCACACCGGAUAUUAUUUGGUACAAGAAAGGUGGUGAACUGCCUUGGCCAAAGGUGCGAAUUGAAAAUUACAACAAGACGUUGAGGAUCACUGACGUUUCUGAGGAGAACUCGGGCGAGUAUUUUUGCUUAGCAUCCAAUAAAAUGGGAAGCAUACGGCACACAAUCACAGUGAGAGUGAAAGCUGCUCCAUAUUGGCUGAAUGAGCCGCAGAAUUUGGUACUGGCUCCUGGGGAAUACGGCAGAUUGGUGUGUCAAGCCAAUGGAAACCCCAAGCCCAACAUCCAGUGGCUGAUGAACGGGGAACCCAUAGAAAAGGUCCGUCAGAGUCCAGGCCGUGAAAUUGAUGGUGAUACGAUCAUCUUCCGAGAGGCACAGAUAGGAAGCAGUGCUGUGUACCAAUGCAAUGCCUCAAAUGAGCAUGGAUACUUACUGGCCAAUGCAUUUGUCAGCAUUCUCGAUGUGCAACCAAGAAUAUUGACUCGACGAAACCAAAUUGUCAAAGUGAUAGAAAAUAACCGAACAAGGCUUGAUUGUCAGUUCUUUGGUUCACCAAUCCCCACCCUGCGAUGGUUUAAGGAUGGACAAGGCAAUAAUCUUUAUGGAGGAAACUAUAUCAUCCAUGACAAUGGGACUUUGGAAUUACGACGAGCGCGGAAGGUUGAUGAGGGAACCUAUACCUGUGUAGCAACCAAUAUACUGGGCAAGGCUGAGAACAGAGUGCGACUGGAGGUCAAAGACCCUACAAGGAUCAUUAGGGCUCCGGAAUCUAUCACAGUGAAGAGGUCACUUGCUGCAAAGUUUGAAUGUAAAGUGAGACAUGAUCCCACAUUAAGAGUGACAGUUACCUGGCUCAAAGAUGAUAAAGUUCUGUAUUUGCCUUGGAGGAUGAAGAAAGAUGAGGACUCUUUAACAAUCAUUAAUGUGUCUGAACGAGAUGAAGGGAUCUACACAUGUAUUGCCAGCACAGAACUGGACAGUGACUCAGCUAAGGCACGCCUCACUGUUCUCGAUCGUCCUGAUCCUCCCCGAGAUCUGGAACUGACGGAUCCAGCAGAUCGAAGUAUAAGAUUGACGUGGAUUCCUGGCGAUGACAACAACAGUCCAAUUACAGAGUUCAUUGUGCAGUUUGAAGAGAACAGGUUUCAGCCGAGAAAGUGGCACAAUUUGACCCGAAUCCCAGGCAGCAUCAACUCUGCCGUAUUGCAGCUCUCUCCAUAUGUUAACUACCAGUUCCGGGUGAUAGCGGUGAAUGAAGUUGGAGAAGGUGCCCCCAGUUUGCCUUCUGAACGUUAUCAAACAACUGGAACAGCUCCAGAACUCAAUCCAUCUGAUGUUCGAGGGGCAGGAAUAUCAAAAUCAAGCAUGCAAAUCAGUUGGACGCCUCUGAAUGGAACACAAAUCAGUGGCCCGAAUCUCAAGUAUAUAGUCAGCUGGAGACAAAAGGAUGUAGGUGGGGAGUGGUCAACAGUCACCGUUCCCAGGUCCAGUUACAUCGUCUCUCCGACUCCCUUCUUUACACCCUACGAGAUUAAAGUGCAGGCAGUGAAUGAUUUUGGAUUAGGUCCCGAACCAAGAAUUGUGAUUGGAUACUCGGGUGAAGACUUUCCUGGAAAACCAAGUUACCUCAGAAUCAGGCAGCCAGAUUUGGAGAGCAUUACGUUACAGUGGGGUCCUCCACGUGAUCCAAACGGAAUCCUCAUCGGCUACGUGAUCAUGUACCAUCCACUGACUGGCUCAAGAUCAAGACGCAAUGCCACCAUUCCCAGACUCGGGCCUGAUGUGACCACCUAUAGGUUGGAGAGAGUUGACGCAAACACUAAGUACAGGUUUUACGUCUUCGCUCAAACCCGCCAAGGACUAGGCGAAGCGAUUGUGUUGGAUUCACCUGACUUUGAAAAUGAAGCUUUUACUAAUAGUCACGUGGACAUCGCAACGCAGGGCUGGUUCAUUGGCCUGAUGUGUGCUGUGGCACUCCUUGUGCUGAUUCUGCUGAUUGUGUGCUUCAUAAAGAGGAGCAGAGGAGGCAAAUAUCCAGGUAAGAAAGCUCAAUGUGAAACUGAGGGUGGGCCUGCACAAGAGGCCAUGUAUUCCCAGUCGGAGAUCAACUGGGAUUCCCAAAACGAGAGAAGAAUAUCCAAAGCAAGGGAAAAUGAUAAUGAAGACAGCAAGAAGCCUCAAGGCAGUCAGUCUUCGGUGGACGGGACAGUGAAGCAAGAGGAGAGCGAUGACAGCAUCGUCAUCUACGGUGAUGGGGAUGGCAAUUCUCGCUUUGGCGAGGACGGUUCCUUCAUCGGUCAGUACACGGUCAAAAAGGACAAAGAGGAGACCGAGGGUAAUGACAGCUCCGAAGCUACGUCUCCAGUCAAUCCCGCCUAUUCCUUGGCACAAAUGUGAAAAGUAAGGUGAAACCCAAAACUCAAAGCAUAUGGGCACAGGUGCUAGCAAGACAGUAACUACAUUUGAUUUAUCCACCAAUAUCCGAGCGUAUGGAAAACAGAAGCAAAGUGUGAUUAGGCAAACGUGAGAGACCAAAUAAUGAAGCCGGCAACAGAGGAUACGUGAAGAGUAAGGAGAAUUAAUGAAAGGGGCAACGUGGAAGGUAGAGUGAUUUAUCAGGCUUUGGAGUAACGUAGCCCUCGAGCAUCCCAGCCUCCAUGUGUUGCUGUUAAGCCCCAGUAGCCUAUCUCUCAAGAGUAAGAAAAAAAAUUCUGGAAACUGCUAUUUUUCUUCCCAUCCAUUUUAGAUUGCAAGUGACACAAUUUUGGAGUAAUUUCUAACAUUGUGUGUAGAUGAUGCUACCUAGGGACUCUUCAUAUUCCACUUGCAAGCUCUGUCCUUGUCUCGAGCUAUCAUGAGGCUACAGCU
This is a messenger RNA of Hemiscyllium ocellatum (epaulette shark), 3747 nucleotides long. RefSeq names its product neurofascin-like. NCBI's taxonomy places the organism in Eukaryota, Metazoa, Chordata, Chondrichthyes, Orectolobiformes, Hemiscylliidae. Gene Ontology annotation, biological process: brain development; cell-cell adhesion. The record is from RefSeq and is a predicted model, not a curated record. The coding region runs from base 1 to 3276 and encodes 1091 amino acids. The transcript is spliced from 24 exons. Gene Ontology annotation, molecular function: cell-cell adhesion mediator activity.